Nymphaea colorata (pocket water lily) is the source of this 2973-nucleotide messenger RNA. RefSeq names its product violaxanthin de-epoxidase, chloroplastic. Lineage: Eukaryota; Viridiplantae; Streptophyta; Magnoliopsida; Nymphaeales; Nymphaeaceae. The transcript has 6 exons. Bases 1086 to 2528 code for a protein of 480 amino acids. Gene Ontology annotation, molecular function: violaxanthin de-epoxidase activity. Gene Ontology annotation, biological process: xanthophyll cycle. The record is from RefSeq and is a predicted model, not a curated record.
UUUUCUCUCGAUUUUCAUGCGGUUUUUGGGUGUUCAGCUUGACCUUUCGUAACUUCUUUUUGGAGAAGGAAAGGUUUCAGUAGAGGGAGGAAGGGAGUCUUAUCUGAUAACGAAUCAAUUGAAGUUUUCAUGAAUUGUUACUGAGAACGGGGUCGAACUUUUAUCGGUUCUUUACACCAGGCUGGGUCUCUUCAGGGGAUAGGAAUUCCUAGCAUUUUAGUAACUGAGAUUUCGGGCGUGUAGAUUUCUUUUUCUUUUCAUCUUCAUUGGUUCAGUGUAAGUUCCGGUCGGUUUAGUUGGAUUACAGAGGUGUUGAUGAUUAACAUGCGUUGCUUACUGGAGUAUUGUUAAAUAUGAUCUCCUUGCAUAAGUUGUUGUUACUUGUUAAAAUUCGUUUUCAUUUGCAAUUUACUUCAAAUGACGUAAAGGUUUUUCGUGCCAAUGGACAGAGGAAGUUUUUGUGACAAGUUUAAGAAUUUUUUGGAAUGUCUCUGGGCUUCCAUGGUAUUGGAAAUAAACUUUAUGGCUCUUAUGAAGGCGUUUCAACUUCCAACCAUGGAUUUCUUUCAACGUAUUUAACAUGCAAUUUCUGCUGAUGUUAAAGGUGCUUAUAGUGUCAAUUGAUUAACAUUCAUGAUAAGUCAUAGGAGCCUGCACCGACACGCAUACACACUCAUAUACACGUAAAUGUUAAAAUUACAGUUGUGAAUCCAUCUUUAUUCUUUAAAUUUCAGUGGAUUCGUGGAAAAAUUUUAGCCUAGUAACGCAACUUAGCUUCAUAUAUUCCUAUUCACAGUCAUGCUAAAAUAGUAUUAUCUUCGUAAAUUUCCUAUUUUGGUUCCAGGUUAGUAUUGUCAACAGUAAUUUGAUGGUAUUAGCUCUUUCUUGACGUGAGUUAAAUGUGUGGAAAUGUGUUUUCUUACCAGCAGGGCACAUCCAAUUCACCCAAGAUUUGCCUUAUAUCUAGAAAUUACAGUACUGCUCAACAAUUUUCUUCAUAAUAAUGAGUUUGCUGUGGGAGAUGAGUCCAUCCAAACAGUUUUGCUGGAGCUCUGAUGUUGUAAUCUGGAAUUGAACUGCCAUAUAUGGGAACAUUUGCAUAUCCAACUUACCUUUCUCGUGAGGAUGGUGUUCACAUACUUUGUGAGUCGAUCACUACAGGAGUCAGUAGAAGUUUUGGAAGGGCACAUUUCCAACGGGACUUUAUGAAGAUGAACCUGCAGCCAUCAAGUGGUUCCCCUAGGAUCUGCGUGUGGUCUAACUCAUAUGGGGCUUAUAGAAAAGCACUUCUUCAAAGUAGAGUAAUGCGUAUGCAUGUAACUAGGAAUUCCAAGGCAAGCACGUAUGGUUCCGACUCUUUUGAGGUACAUGAGAAACACCAACCUUUGGUGAAAUUUCUAUUAGAUCCAUUUAAGGAAUGGACUCAUCUACCUCUCAUGAUGGCAGCUGGAUUUUUGACAUUUACUCUACUGUUUAUUCCAUCAGCUGAUGCAGUUGAUGCACUUAAGACAUGUGCUUGCCUGUUGAAGGAGUGCAGAUUGGAAUUGGCUUCCUGCAUUGCAAAUCCAGCUUGUGCAGCAAAUAUAGCUUGCCUUCAAACAUGCAACAAUCGACCUGAUGAAACUGAGUGUCAGAUUAAAUGCGGAGAUUUGUUUGAGAAUACUGUUGUAGAUCAAUUCAAUGAGUGUGCUGUCUCACGCAAGAAAUGUGUGCCCCGGAAGAUGGAUGUUGGGGAAUUCCCUGUCCCAGAUCCCUCUGCACUUGUUAGGAGCUUCAAUAUUGCUGAUUUCAGAGGGAAGUGGUACAUAAGCAGUGGACUGAAUCCUACCUUUGACACUUUUGAUUGUCAACUUCAUGAAUUCCAGCCUGAAUCGGAGAAACUAAUUGGGGACUUGACAUGGCGGAUAAAAACCCCAGAUGGUGGCUUCUUCACCCGAUCAACUAAGCAAAGAUUUGUGCAAGACCCGAUGCAACCUGGGAUCCUUUAUAAUCACAACAACGAGUUUCUUCAUUAUGAAGAUGAUUGGUACAUUCUGUCAUCCAAGGUAGAAGAUAAGCCAGAUGACUAUAUAUUUGUGUACUAUAGAGGUAGAAAUGAUGCAUGGGAUGGAUAUGGGGGCGCUGUUGUGUACACAAGAAGUAAGGUUUUACCAGACAAAAUUAUUCCUGAACUAGAAAUGGCAGCCAGCAGAGUGGGCUUAGACUUCAAGAAGUUCAUUAGGACAGACAACACAUGUGGCCCUGAGCCACCUCUUGUGGAGAGGCUGGAGAAGAAGAUAGAGGAGGGAGAGAAAACCAUCGUACAGGAGGUUGAAGAGCUAGAAGGGGAGGUUGAGAAGGUGAGAAAGACUGAAAUGAGCUUGUUCCAGCGGCUGGCAGAGGGUUUUAAGGUACUGAGAGAGGAUGAAGAAUUUUUCCUCAAGGAGCUCAGUGAGGAGGAGAUGGACAUUCUGGGAGGGCUGAAAAUGGAAGCGACAGAGCUUGGGAAGCUGUUCAAUGAAGCCUUGCCUUUGAGAAAGCUUAGAUAGUUCAGAUUUUGUCCUUUUCAUCACCAGUUGACUGAGAUUACCAUAUCCCAUAUUAUCAUUCAUUAAUAUAUUCUAUGCAGAUACCAUUCAUCCCAAAACAUGAUGUCAUAUCUGAUAUCAUUAAUUCAAGGAUGAAAACGCAAGCCUCACAUCCUUGACUGUCAUUUCUAUUCAGAGAACCAAGACGAUUCCGUAAAAUAAUAUGGUGGAAACAACCUGCAGGUCACUUUUCACAGUAGGAGCCCUCAUGCUUGUCUUCAUGGUUCGUUAAUAAACAAUUGGAAUAGCUAUCUAUGAAGCACAUAACAUAAGGAUUUAAGGCUGUAGCCUCAGCACAUUGUUGUUUUCAUAGCAUGAAGGAGUGGAUCCGGAAUUGUGAACUGAGUUUUGUGGGUUGAGCUUGCAUUUGUGUGAUCCAAUAAAGCACAUGGGUUUUUUUUUUUCC